UGGCUAAAAUAGUCAUUACAUUUUUGACUAUUUUGAAAAAAUUAUAAGUUUAACACAGUAUAGUGCCGGAUGCUGGCGCUGGCCUGCCUGGACAUGAUCUCCGAGCUGGAGGCGGUGAGCACGCUGUGCGACUUCGUGGCGAUGCGGGGCUACCUCAAGCACAUGCUGGACAGCCUGGGCAAGUCGAGCGAGGCGCUGUGCGGCAUCCUGCAGCCGGUGCCGGACCAUCUGCGUCCGCUGUACGUGUACGAGUCGCGGAUGGCCUUCCUCACGCGCAUGGCGAACACGGGCGUGGGCGCCCGCCUCCUGCUCGCCGAGCGGGCAUUGGGCGUGCUGUCCAACAUGCGCGUCUACGACCUGCAGCCCGACCUCAAGGCCAGCGAACUGAAGCGCAACGAGCCGCCAACCUUUCUGCCGGCCAUCGACGAGCGUUUCCGUGCCAUCCUGCUGCCGGCACUGGCCCUCUGCGAUGCCAUUGUCAACUCGCUGGGGUCGCGCAACAAUUCGGCUGCUUUGCAGGUGCUCAACUUCCUGUUCGCCCACAUCGACAUGGUGGAGGCGAUGCUGCGCACGGCCACACCGUUCAUGGACCUGGGCCACCUGCAGCAGCUGGCCGCCAUCACCAAUCUGUUUGCCCGCACCAAUACGCACGAGGUGACCGCUCUGGAGGACAGCCUCGAUGUGGAGAACGACCUGGAGCUGCGCAACCGAUUGGGACGCCUGCAGCAGCUGAUGAUCGUCGUCUUUGGCCGCUUCUCCGUCAGCGAGGCCACCAUUCGGCGCAUGCUGCAGCAGGACCAGGAGCAGGAUCACCACCAUCACCAUCACCAUCACCAUCACCAGCAGAAGCAUCAGCAGCUGCAACAGCAGGAGGGCAACGAUCUGGCCGGAGGCGAGGGCUCCAAAACGCUGCGCAUCAAGUUCUUCCUGGACAUCGCCGCCAACCUGUCGCUCUACUGCCGCAACGCGGUCACCAGCCACGUGAAGGACAGCAUGACCUCCAAGUUCUUGCUCACGACCAUGAUCAACGACGUGACGCCGCUGUCUGGCAAAAUGGACAGCAAGAAGCUGACGGCCGUCAUGCACACCAUCCUCAACCAGCUGAAGGGCUCCAUCGGCUAUUACCUCUCGCAGAAGUCCAUUGCCGACAAUCUGCUGCAGCAGCGCGCCUCCCUGCCGAACAUCAGCUUUGGUCCCAAUGGCAAGCAAAGCUAUCUGGACUUGAGCCAGCGGCACAACGAGAAGCGCAGCGAACUGAUGCAGGCCGUCUUCAUUGCCGAGCAGAAUCUGUACUUGCUGUGGAUCCACCUGGACUUCUACCUGCGCAACGCCGUUGUCUAUGCCAACGAGAACCGCAACGCCAUCAACGAGAGUCUCCUGGACAACGGCAACGGCAAUGUGUCCGUGCUGAAUGCCUCGCAGGACGAGAUCCUGCAGCUCAAGCAGCUGCUCAUCUCCACCUUCAACGAGACCUUCUGCACGCAGCUAAUCACGGCCAGCGAGGACUACGCGACCAAGUGCAGGGGCUUCAACGCCUCGCUGCUGCGCCGCAUCAAGGCGCUCGUCCAGUUCGCCCCGGUCACUGCCAAUGGCGACAAUUCCACGUUCAUCUCGUAGGCCCGAAUCGAACGCCAUUUCCCCCCCCUGCCGGCUCGUCUUGGUCCUUCGGUACGGAUAUCCGCCGCUAAGUUGCGCCUCGCAAUCGGUAGGGCGAUGCUGCCCUCCCGGUGUCUGAUAAACCAUCGACUGAGCCACGUAUUUAGUUUUAUAUUUCAAUAAAAAGUGUUGAUUUUCUCAAGCGAAA
Molecule: messenger RNA, 1804 nt
Organism: Drosophila gunungcola (fruit fly)
Lineage: Eukaryota; Metazoa; Arthropoda; Insecta; Diptera; Drosophilidae
Product: nuclear pore complex protein Nup205-like
Exons: 3
Coding region: 70-1617 (515 amino acids)
Biological process (GO): nuclear pore organization
Cellular component (GO): nuclear pore inner ring; nuclear pore
Molecular function (GO): structural constituent of nuclear pore
Source: RefSeq, a predicted model, not a curated record